Messenger RNA from Rana temporaria (common frog), 3627 nucleotides. RefSeq names its product keratin, type I cytoskeletal 10-like. Bases 45 to 3188 code for a protein of 1047 amino acids. Lineage: Eukaryota; Metazoa; Chordata; Amphibia; Anura; Ranidae. The transcript has 8 exons. Gene Ontology annotation, molecular function: structural molecule activity. The record is from RefSeq and is a predicted model, not a curated record.
AAUCAUCUCUUCUCUAAGAAGUCUACAUUUCUCCCUUGAAGAAAAUGUCAACCCACCAGGAAUCCCAUGGGACUUCAGCAUCAAACAGACAAAGUGAAGGCUGUGAAGAUAGAGGUGAUCAGCAUACAUCUUCUGGUGUCCACAUUGAUGAGCACAUUACUGGUCCUAGAAGUAAUACCCAAGAGCAGCCAAAUACUAGAGAAACUUCUGCUGGAAACUAUGGCGAGGAACACACUCAAAGUGGUCCAGGUCAGGAACAUAGGGAAACAGCUAAUAACAUGAACAGAAGUGACCACAGAAGAAACUUGGUCUCCGGGACUGAUCAUGGUUCAGGAAAUGACUCAUUUGGAAAUCAGAAAGGUGGUUCUAGUAGUGUCUCUGGGGGUGGUUCUUCUGGUGUUCACUCAAACAGUGAAUCUAAUGUAGGCUAUGAUAGCAGUUCCAGUGGACAUGGUGGCAUUUCCAAGGCAGGGCAAAGUGGAGGUCAGGGCGCUAGCUCUGGGGGAUAUACGGUUGGCUCUAGUGGAGGUCAUAGUGGAGAAUUUGACAGAGGUUCUAGGAAACAUGAUGUUGUGUCCAUGGGUGGACAAGGGGGAAGCAAGGGUGGCAGCUCUGGUGGAAAUAUAGGUGGUUCUAGUGGAAGUCAUAGUGAAGAAAAUGAAAGCGUUUCUAGGAGACAUGAUGCUGUGUCCAUGGGUGGAAAAAGUGGAAGCAAGGGUGGCAGCUCUGGUGGAUUUACAGGUGGCUCUAGUGAGGGUCAUAGUGGAGAAUUUGACAGUGGUUCUAGGAGACAUGAUGCUGUGUCCAUGGGCGAACAAAGUGGAAGCAAGGGUGGCAGCUCUGGUGGACAUACAAGUGGCUCUAGUGGAGGUCAUAGUGACGAAAAUGACAGUGGUUCUAGGAGACAUGAUGCUGUGUCCAUGGGCGAACAAAGUGGAAGCAAGGGUGGCAGCUCUGGUGGACAUACAAGUGGCUCUAGUGGAGGUCAUAGUGACGAAAAUGACAGUGGUUCUAGGAGACAUGAUGCUGUGUCCAUGGGCGGACAAAGUGGAAGCAAGGGUGGUAGCUCUAGCGGACAAACAGGUGGUUCUAGUGAGGGUCAUAGUGAAGAAUUUGACAGUGAUUCUAGAAAACACGAUUCUGUGUCCAUGGGUGGACAAAGUGGAAGCAAGGGUGGCAGCUCUGGUGGAUAUACAGGUGGCUCUAGUGGAGGUCAUAGUGGAGAAUAUGACAGUGGUUCUAGGAGACAUGAUGCUGUGUCCAUGGGUGGACAAAGUGGAAGCAAGGGUGGCAGCUCUGGUGGACAUACAGGUGGCUUUAGUGGAGGUCAUAGUGAAGAACAUGACAGUGGUUCUAGGAGACAUGAUGCUGUGUCUAUGGGCGGACAAAGUGGAAGCAAGGGUGGCAGCUCUGGUGUAUAUACAAGAGAUUCUUCCAGUGGAGGACAAAGUGGAGGCUAUGGAAGUGGUCCUAGAAGACAUGCUGCUGUGUCAGUGGCUGAACAAAGUGGAAGCAAAGGUGGCAGUUCUAGUGGAUAUACAGGUGGCUCCAUUGGAGGUCAUAAUGGGGACUAUGACAAUAGUUCUAGGAGACAUGUUGCUGUGUCAAGUGGAGGACAAAGCCAAGGUGCCAGCUAUGAUGGAAAUAGAGGUGGCUCUAUUCGAGGGCAACAUGGAGGCCAUGACAGUGGUUCCAGGGGAUAUGCUGGCGCUUCUAGAGAUGUGCAAGGUGGAAGUCAUGGUGGCAGUUCUGGUGGAUAUACAAGUAGUUCUUCCAGUGGAGGCUAUGGAGACAGCUCCAGAGAACAUAGAGGCACCUCUAGAAAUGCUCAAAGUGGAGACCAUGUUGGUAGCUCUGGAGGAUCUACUGGUUUAGGGGGUGGUCAUUCUGGUGGACAGAAUGGAGGCUAUAGUGGUAGUUUUAGCAGCAGGUCAGGAGGCUUUUCUAGCAGAGGUUCAGCUAACCAUCAAGGCUCUGGUAGAAUCUGUGGAGGAAAUUCUGGGCAAAGAGGAGGCUUUAGCAAUUGUUCCCUUGGAGAAGUUAGUCUUCAUCAAGCUGGAGGAAAGGAAACCAUGCAGAAUCUUAACUCUCGCUUGGCUACCUAUAUGGACAGAGUGCAUGCUCUAGAAGACGCUAAUGCAGAACUUGAAGUCAAGAUAAAAAACUGGUAUGACACCCAUAAACUUCAAAAAGUCGAUUACACCAAAUAUUACAAGACCAUUGAAGAACUAAAAAAUAAGAUAUUUUCUUCUAUUUUGGAUAAUAAUCAUCUCACUGUGGAAAAUGACAAUUCUCAACUGGCUGCAGAUGAUUUCAAAGCAAAGUAUGAAAGUGAACGCUGCCUGUUUCAAAAUGUGGAUGCCGAUGUCUCUGGAUUACGUAAUGUUCUGGAUGACUUGUCCUAUGAUAAGUCCAACCUUGAAGCUCAGUUUAAGAGCCUAACGGAGGAACUUGCAUACCGUAAGAAAACCCAUGAAGAGGAGAUGAAGGCCAUGCAAGGUGUCUCUAGUGACGUGACAGUCCAGAUGGACGCUGCUCCUGGAUUCAACAUUCUAAAAAUCUUGAAUGAUACCAGAUCUCAGUAUGAAGGGUUGGCUGAAGAAAAUCGCAAAAAAGCAGAGGAAGAAUACCAGCAACAGAUCAACGAGCUGAAGAGCGAGAUAUCUGAUAGCAAUAAACAGAUUGAGUCACAAAAGAGUCAAGUUAUGGAACUGAGACGCACUGUACAGAAUUUGGAGAUAGAACUGCAGACACAGUGUGCCACGAAAAACACCUUGGAGAGGGCGCUGGCAGAGACAGAAGGUCGAUACUAUGAUGAGCUGACCGAAAUUCAAAACAAGGUGAUGACCCUGGAGGAUCAGCUGUAUGACCUCCGACACGAACUGGAAACCCAGUCACGAGAGUACAAGCUUCUGCUGGACAUCAGAAACAAGCUGGAGAAUGAGAUAGACAUUUACCACAAGCUUCUAGAAGACGAAGAAAGAAGUUCAGCGCGCGGUAAUGGUUAUGGUAACGGUAAUGAUAACGGUCAUGGUAAUGGUAAUUAUUCAUCAAGACAAGGAGGAAGGUCAGCUUCAUCUUCAGUCUCCGAUCACAGAAGAAGCGGGGCAGGGACCGAAUUUGCUGAACACAGAAUGGACGGCAGAAAUGUCUCAACCAAUGUGAAUGAGAUCCAUCAGAAUAAAUAAACCAGAAAGAUUCAGUUUCUUGACAUGUUAAGGACCGAUCCUCAGUUAAUGACCACCCCAGUGCAUAACCUCCACCACAUCCCACUUUCCCCAAUAAACGACUGACAACAUUGUGGAGUAAAAUUGGCCUUACGGCCUUUUUUUUUAACAAUUUCUAUAAUUAACAUAAAUAACCGUUUUAAAUAACUUUAUACAAAACUUUCCAACAUCUUGGUGGUCUAAGAGACCACAACUCACAAAUUGGACACUGGGACAAAACUAUUUAACUCAGAGGCAGUACACAUGUCCGCAGUGACCUACCAGUUAACUCCUUCCUGGUCAACCCUUGUUAACCGAAAGGUACCCGUAACCCCCAUACCACCUAUGGGUACCACUGUUUUCCUAAAACUUCCUGCCUUUUCUCCUCUUCCAGAGACCCAACACCGCCCCCCCCCCUACA